GCAUUUUGAAGUCGAUCUUCACGUUGUGUGGAGUUUGGUUAGACCCGUUUUUACCACUCAAUCGAAUGUCAAGACCACCAGAAUAUUUGAAAACGGUUAAAUCCCAAUGGAAAUUUUGCAGGACGAAUUCUGGUGUUCGUACCGCCAUGAGUUUAUCAAUAUUAUUGACAGUGAGUCUCAAUGUCAUUUGUUUGCUCAUUUCGCAACAUUUGUUGAAAUCAACCACCAGUUUGCUUGCGUUUCCAUCAUUUGGAUCGGCAACCUUGACUUUGAUAUUGAAAUUGAUCGUUCAAUUUCAACAUAACCCUUAUCAAUAUCGAAAAGAUCCUUCCACUUGAUGAUUCCUGGAAAACCAUAACCCAUUCCCAUGUAAUCGAAGAAGUAUGGACCACCAUUUCUUUCGAUUGUGUUUUGGCUAUGAGAAGAGUUCAGUCGAUACGUUGCAUCAGCAGUAAUCGCCCAAUCAUGCGAUUUUUCGACUUUUCUGCAGUACAAAUAAACGGCGAGCCAUUCUUGAGUACCAAUGAUUUUCUUUUUCACGUUAACAUUCCACGGGAUCCCUUGAACCACAACCUGUGGUGACCAAAAAUUGUCCAACUUGUUGACUGGAAUACGCAAAUUGAAAAUUGAUUCAGUUUGUACAAUUUGUCCUUCGGCCAUGUUGAUGAAAGUGUUUCGUCUGACGUUGAUGUAGAUUCCAAUGUGUUUGAAAUUAUUCUGAGCUCACUCGAAUUUACGUUGAAUAAUUUUUGGCUUUUAUGAAUUAAAUGAAGAGCUAAAGAAAAUUGAAUGUAUCACAGAACACGAUAUCAGUUGCAAAUGACAGUAGUUUGAGCGCCGAAAACCAUUCACACAGAAUGACAGUUUGAAACAGAAGAGACGCAGAUUAUUAUAAUGUUCACUUUGUUCCGAAUUAAAUCGGACAAGUUUUUGCAUGCACGGUUCAGUUUACACACAAAGCUCACGUAUACAUUAAUCUAAACAUUGAAAAACUUUUCUUCAAAUUGUUUGCACAAUAACAGGCAGGUUUAUAAAUAAAUUUUUGCAUACAAAUUAAUUAAUUACAUGUCGAAAUUAAAUCAUAUACCACAUUAAACGGUCGCGGUUUUUGGCACGAACAGUCACUUGUUCAACACAAACUCACACAAACGUUCAGGUUCACACACAAUUUGCAGCAGUCAAAGAGAGUUCUUUGAUUGUAUUUGUAUUCGCACUGAUCUCGUUGUAUUGGAAACUUGCCUCUGCGGUCACUUUGUGUUUGGAAUAGACUGUAGUUACAAAUGUUAUAUUUUCAUAUUCUGAAUACAAUGUCAAACACGAUGGCAAAAAAGGCAAAGCAAACAGAGUCUAACAGCGCAGCGAUAUACCACAUAUGAUCAAUGAUGAUCCUAUUGAAUGUUGAUAAAAUGCAAUGGUUCAAUCAUACCAAAUCGUACAAUUAUAGUUCGGGGCUGACUAGAGCAUGGGGGCUGACUAGAUAAGGGCUGACCUGGUCGGAAUUAAAACGUAAUUUGCUUCAAAUCUAAAGAUUGAAAUAGGUCCGACCGAAGUUGAUGUGUCGCAGUCCCUGCCUCAUUUUGAAUAGCCUAAUUCGAAGAUGCAUUUUUCACAUGCCUCACGUUGGUUUCAAGUCCAUUGACUCUCUUCAACAAACAGUCCAAAUCGCCUUUUACUUUCAUCACUUCAGCAUUGAGCCACAUCAAAGCUGGUCAACUCAGAGAGCAAGCUAAAAUCCAAAGCAUCGUUUCCAAUUUAUUGGGACAAGAUUUUAUCGGACAAAUUACCGAAUAUAUAAACAGAAGCGGGACAAAAUACGUUUGGAUCCUUCAACCCAAUCAUAAAACCAAUGGAACCAUUGCAUUUUUUAUCGCCUUUUUUAUUCAAUAAACUAUUAUAUUUUCAAAAGAUGGUUUUUAUUUCUUUUGGAUCUUAAAUCCAAUAUUUCAGAUGAUAUUGAACUUUUGAGAGAUCCAAUGAUUUUCUUUUGCUUAUUUAAUUGACCAUAAUUUGAAUGGUGCUAGUAUAGAACACAAUAACAUCGCAAGUCGGUAUUAGUGGGGAAAGGAGCUGUACAUUUGUGUGUAUUGAGCACACAGCCGGCAAAACGUCUGUUUAUAUGUAUGUGUGUGUGUAUUUUGUAGCAUUUCAAAUUCUGAACGUCGCCACACUGUGCGAGCCUAUUGCUUUCAUCAUAAUCGCAUUUGGAGUUAGUUUUACACAAGCAACAGACGCAAGAACUAGCACUCAACCAGUUUUGCAGUUCAACUUUACUGAAUAGAAAUAUCUCGAAGUGGCAUUUUUUCGACUCGUCUGAAUUUUGUCGUCAGAAAGAUGAAUUCAAAAAUGUUGGAGCAUUUGAGCGGUCGUCCGAUAGCACCGAUUGUCGAAACAUGGACGGAAAAUUCCAGCAUGAUUUCCUUAAAAAUAGUGUGCAUUCUCGAUUACAAGUUAGAAAAGUCAGGAUUGUAUGAGAAAAUGACGCCAAAACUGAUGAUGCAAUUACUGAACAUCCAUCCAUCAUUUGAUUUAUUCAAGUACUUCAAAUACUAUUUGGAGAAGGAAGUCAACAUCGCCGGCAGAGUGUUGAAGUGUAAAUGUUGCGAAAUGAUUGGCCCCUAUUUGAUGAUGCUGGAGCACAUGGCAAUCAAUCAUAACAUGCAUGCCUCUGCAGUGCUGUGCAUGUGGUGCGAAAAAAUCAAUCUUCAAGCACACAACACUUCAAAUUCGUUGGACAUGUGCUACGAGAAUUAUUUGAAAAAGAACAAGUUCAGUACCACCACUUUUCCCAACGUGAUUGUCCAAUUUUACGAUUUGUUGAAGGAAUUGGCAAAAAUACUCGGCGUGCUAACCAAACGCUAUAAACAAUUCAAAAAUACCCUGGUCAACAAAAAUGAAACGAUUUCUUUCGACCAAAACGAUGACUCGAUGAGCAGCAAAAUUAUUGUGUCCAAUCCGAAAAGACGAAAAUACAGAGACAUUGAUUUGCGCUCUAUGGAAAAGUUAUACCGCGAAGCGAUGACGUACUUUUGCAAACAACAGGAAUACAUUGACACCACUCUCGAUGCGAAUGCAACCAAUGCAAAUCAAUUGGUGUCAAAUGGUGCUUCGGAUUUGGGAUCGAGUUCAGGAUCGAGUUCGGGUUCGAUUCAAAACUCCGACGAUCACACCCGCAUUGGUAAAAAUUCGAAAACAUUCGCAAUGCCGGGUUCAUCUACGCGUUGUGACUCACCACCAUUGUUAUCUCCAUUUGAUGUACCAAGUUCAUCGUCGCAAUUUGCACUUCCACCGCCACUACCCGAUUUGCAACCAAUGCCGCUGUUCGGUGUAUCGACACAGGAAUCCGAUUUUGACAAUUUUGUAUCUUUUUCAUUGCGCAACAUGCAAGAUGAAUCAUUAAAGAAGCGAGCCAAAAUGAAAAUCCAACACAUCAUUCACAAAUAUUCCGCUAAGGAUUUGUCCAAGCAAAUGGAAAAAGCACGAGACAGCGAUGACAGUUCAUCGGAUGAUUGAUGUUUUUUUGUUUUUCGAAGAAAAUCACUUUAAUUUUCUAUUUAAUUGGUGACAUUACAUACGUUAAUCAUCUUGUCAAGCACAUAAAUUGCAAAGAUCAAUUAAAAUUUAUAACUUUUGAA
This is a messenger RNA of Sitodiplosis mosellana (orange wheat blossom midge), 3632 nucleotides long. RefSeq lists its product as uncharacterized. The record is from RefSeq and is a predicted model, not a curated record. The transcript has 2 exons. Lineage: Eukaryota; Metazoa; Arthropoda; Insecta; Diptera; Cecidomyiidae. The coding region runs from base 2332 to 3510 and encodes 392 amino acids.